Molecule: messenger RNA, 1189 nt
Organism: Neohortaea acidophila
Lineage: Eukaryota; Fungi; Ascomycota; Dothideomycetes; Mycosphaerellales; Teratosphaeriaceae
Exons: 3
Coding region: 86-937 (283 amino acids)
Source: RefSeq, a predicted model, not a curated record
CCACUUGCGUCAGGCUUGCAUUAUGAGAGCAACAUGCUGAUUUGUCAAGGCUCUCGCCGCGCUGAACGAUGCCUCGUACCCGUCCAUGCCAAACAGCCUUCCAUACCACAAGUCCAUGCCCGAAGGAGCCAGCGAAAGCGCAGUCCUCGACGGCCCGUCUUUGUCAUCAUUCCAGGCUGUCGACCGCACCAAACAGCGAAUGAGGCGAGCCAGCGAUGGCUCGCGUCUUUCCAAGAAAGAGAAGGCCGCAGGUGGGGAUCUGAAGUGCGAGCAAUGUGGGAAGGCGUACAAACAUGGCAGCUGCCUCAACAAGCAUCUCUGGGAACACACUCCUCAAUGGCAACUCACCUCCAAACUCCUCAUCUCCAAACAUCAACAGGUGCAACUCCUCGAAGCAGCCUCGGUGCUCGUGGCCAUGAACACGGAUGGCCCGCAAGCAGCUCACGACAGCGACUCUUCCUCGCCCGCCGCUUCCGGCUCCUCGGAACGCGAAGAGGAUCCGCCCAGCUCGCCCGAGAGCUCCCCAUCGCCUCGUCAGACUCAUCACACCUACCGAGAUCCCGCGGACAACGACAACAAGCGCUACAGCAACGCAAGCGUCAACUCCUACUCCCGCUCUUAUCAAUCCGUCUUCUCCGAACCCUCCUCCUACCCACACCACCGCCAUUGGAGUAAUGACGCAGGUAGCAGCAGACCUUACACCGCCGAUGCCUCUGUUGUCGCCGCUAGCUACCCGGAUGAAGAUCCGCAAGAACUCGCCGCGGCCGUUGGCUUGUUGAGCUGCAGCUAUGGCACGCCAAAGAUUGGCCCCACCCCCGAUGAUGUCCCGCCUGUGCCUCCGCUACCAGAGAAGUACGCCAACCGUUUCCACCACCCACGCACGAGGAGUUUGAAGGCGUUUUCGGCAAGAUGGAUGCGUAAUCCGAUCUGUGGAUGACAUACGACCCCUUGCCUUUUAUUUCUGCUUGGAUAAAUUGCUUGCACCGGUCGUUCAGGAUGUUUGACGGGAACGGGUUUCAGCACUCUGGACGUGGAGGCGUUUCUUUCCUUUCCGUGCACACACACUCUCUUUUGCACACGAAGGACGAAACGGGACUUUUGACAACCAAUUCAAAAAAGAUAUUACGAUCAUGGGAGGUGGCAACGGGAGAAGGGGGAGCUCAUGGAUAGCAUACCCGCCUUCCUCCUU